This is a messenger RNA of Penicillium cosmopolitanum, 858 nucleotides long. RefSeq names its product S-formylglutathione hydrolase. Gene Ontology annotation, cellular component: cytosol. The transcript is spliced from 4 exons. Bases 1 to 858 code for a protein of 285 amino acids. NCBI's taxonomy places the organism in Eukaryota, Fungi, Ascomycota, Eurotiomycetes, Eurotiales, Aspergillaceae. The record is from RefSeq and is a predicted model, not a curated record. Gene Ontology annotation, molecular function: S-formylglutathione hydrolase activity. Gene Ontology annotation, biological process: formaldehyde catabolic process.
AUGUCCGUCACCACAAAGGCCACUAUCGCCUCAUUCGGCGGCAAGCUCCUCAAACUGAGCCACAAUGCCACCACUACGAACUGCGAAAUGUCCUUCAACCUUUACCUGCCCCCACAGGCCCAGACCCAGAAGGUCCCCGUGCUGAUUUACCUGUCCGGCCUGACCUGUACCGCCGAUAAUUGCUCUGAGAAGGGCUUCUUCCAGCACGGUGCCGCCAAGAAGGGCAUUGCUGUGCUUUAUCCGGACACUAGCCCUCGCGGUCUUAACAUCGAAGGCGAGAACGAUGCUUAUGACUUCGGCUCCGGCGCCGGCUUCUACGUCGACGCUACAAAGGCCCCUUACAAUGCCGGCUACAAUAUGUACAGCUAUGUCACUGAGGAACUGCCUAAGACUGUCUUCGCUGAGUUCCCCCAGCUCGACGCUGGCCGCGUCAGUAUUACUGGCCACAGCAUGGGUGGUCACGGUGCUCUCACCCUGUUCCUCCGCAACCCAGGCAAAUACAAGUCCGUCUCCGCCUUUGCCCCCAUCACAAACCCCAUCAACUGCCCCUGGGGCCAGAAGGCCUUUAAGGGCUACUUCGGCGACGACCAGCAGGAUAAGUGGAAGGAGCACGAUGCUACCGAGCUCCUGAAGAAGUGGUCUGGGGGUCCUCUUGAUAUUCUCAUUGACGUGGGAACUGGCGAUAACUUCUACAAGCAAGGCCAACUUCUGCCCGAGAACUUCGAGGCCGCAGCCAAGGAGGCCGGACAGAAGGGUCUGAACGUCCGAUACCAGCCGGAUUACGACCACUCUUAUUACACCAUGGCUUCGUUCGCCGAUGACCAUGUCGAGCAUGCGGCGAAGUACCUCUUUGCAUAG